GCCGAUGUGGGUGGGGCGCCCGCCGGCAGGCGCCCUAGGGGCAGGUGGAGAGGCCCGCUGGGAUCGGGUGGCGCUGCGGAGUGGCGCUUCCAGCUUGCCACGCGCAAGGGCAGGGUCCCGAAGGUAAGCGCGCACGCCUCGGAGCGCGGUGGGAACCGGGUGGACCCUCAGGACUGGACGCAGACCACUCCCUGAUUCUGCUGAAUCUGCGGCGCUGGCCACCGCACUCGCUCCGGAGGGAGGAGGCUUGAGUGGUUCCUCGCGCGCACCAUUCACAAGCUCUUGGAAACCUCAGGUUCCAUGAUGGAGUUUGAACAUUACCUCAAGAGGUUUCAUAUUUUGGAUUAGUUAAUCACAUUUACCCUCUGCUGAGAACUUUGAAACUUCAGACUCAAUUUCUGUGUUCUUCAAGAUACUAAAUGCAGAGAGAUUGUGCCAUGGACUACAAGGAGAGCUGCCCAAGUGUAAGCAUUCCCAGCUCUGACGAACACAGAGAGAAAAAGAAGAGGUUCACAGUUUAUAAAGUUCUGGUGUCUGUGGGCAGAAGCGAGUGGUUUGUCUUCAGGAGAUACGCAGAGUUUGACAAGCUUUACAAUUCUUUGAAGAAACAGUUUCCCGCUAUGGCUCUGAAGAUUCCUGCCAAGAGAAUAUUUGGUGAUAAUUUUGAUCCAGAUUUUAUUAAACAAAGAAGAGCAGGAUUGAAUGAGUUCAUUCAGAACUUAGUCAGAUAUCCGGAGCUUUACAACCAUCCAGAUGUCCGAGCAUUCCUUCAAAUGGACAGCCCGAGACAUCAGUCAGAUCCAUCUGAAGAUGAGGAUGAAAGAAGUACUCCGAAGCCACAUUCUACCUCACGGAACAUCAACCUGGGACCAACUGGAAAUCCUCAUGCUAAACCAACUGACUUCGACUUUUUGAAAGUCAUUGGAAAGGGCAGCUUUGGCAAGGUUCUUCUUGCAAAACGGAAACUGGAUGGAAAAUUUUACGCUGUCAAAGUGUUACAGAAAAAAAUAGUUCUCAACAGAAAAGAGCAAAAACAUAUUAUGGCUGAACGCAAUGUGCUCUUGAAAAAUGUGAAGCACCCAUUCUUGGUUGGAUUGCACUAUUCUUUCCAAACAACUGAAAAGCUUUAUUUUGUUCUGGAUUUUGUUAAUGGAGGGGAGCUCUUCUUUCACCUACAAAGAGAAAGGUCUUUUCCUGAACCCAGAGCCAGGUUUUAUGCUGCUGAGAUUGCCAGUGCCUUGGGUUACCUGCACUCCAUCAAAAUAGUGUACAGAGACUUGAAGCCAGAAAAUAUUCUUUUGGAUUCAAUGGGACAUGUUGUCUUAACAGAUUUUGGACUUUGCAAAGAAGGAAUUGCUAUUUCUGAUACCACCACAACUUUUUGUGGUACACCAGAGUACCUUGCACCUGAAGUGAUCAGAAAACAGCCGUAUGACAACACUGUGGACUGGUGGUGCCUGGGAGCUGUUCUGUAUGAGAUGCUGUACGGGCUGCCUCCUUUUUACUGCAGAGAUGUUGCUGAAAUGUAUGAUAAUAUUCUUCACAAGCCCCUAAACUUGAGACCAGGAGUGAGCCUCACAGCCUGGUCCAUUCUGGAAGAACUCCUAGAAAAAAACAGACAAAAUCGACUUGGUGCCAAAGAAGACUUUCUUGAAAUCCAGAAUCAUCCUUUUUUUGAGUCCCUCAGCUGGACUGACCUUGUACAAAAAAAGAUUCCACCGCCAUUUAACCCUAAUGUGGCUGGACCAGAUGAUAUCAGAAAUUUCGACGCUGUCUUCACUGAAGAAACCGUUCCCUAUUCUGUGUGCGUGUCUUCUGACUAUUCUAUAGUGAAUGCCAGUGUUCUGGAGGCAGAUGAUGCAUUUGUUGGUUUUUCUUACGCCCCUCCUUCAGAAGACUUAUUUUUGUGAACAUUUUUGACAUUCAGAAACCAAUGAACGUCUGGCCUUCAGAAGCGUUGGAAACACCUACUUGUGUGAAUAUAUUCAACUAUGUAUAACAGUGCCUCAUUUUUAUAUGUAACAGUGAAAACUAUGAAAUAUGUAUUUUCUGCUGUAUGCAAGAAAUAGGGCAUUUCAAAGAGCUAAGUUUUGAACUGGAAUUUGUAUUCUUGUUUAUUAAGCUUAUUUUUAAACAAAAAUUUGAAGCUAUUAUUCUUAGCAUUAACCUAUUUUUAAAGAUAACUUUGCUAUUGACUGUUUUUUUCCUGUUAAGUUUACACUAACACAUCCAAGGUAGACUGUUUUAAUAGUCUGUUACAGUUAAGAUAAGAUGUAUUCAUAUCUUUACAAUUCUAUGACUUUUAUAGCAGAACUAUGCAAAUGGCACAUGGUGGUUUAUGGUGAAACCCUGUCUUCCCAUGAGAAUUCACUGUUCCCUUCUUAGUAGGAUUCAGAUGCCAAGGCAGAGGGAGCACGGGCUCUGCUAGUGGGCAGUAGCAGCUACUGCUCGCAGCCCCGUAAGAGAAAGCAAAAAGCAAUCAUUGGUUUUGGAAAUACCCAGUUCCCAUCCGUGCAUCAUUUUUCCUCUAGAGGAAAAGAAAAAUAUUUAAUAGCCAGAAAUUUUUAGAAUUCCCAGCAAACUGAGAAUAAAAUGCUUCCGGAUGUUUUUAGGAGGUGCCAAAUAUAAACGUCUCUGUCACAUAUUUAUAUUACAGAUGUUUUCUACUUAUGUCCUUUUGACACCUUGAAGGUUUGGUGUACUGUUGAAUAGGCCUAAACCUUGGUGUCUGUUUUUGCAAAUAGCUAUUUCAAAACUGCCUUCCUAAUUGAUCAUGUUUUUAGAUUGACAAAAAGAAGUAGCCUUCUAUAAUGUUUACCUAGUUGUGAAUUAUUUAAUAAAAUAGCAAGUCUGGGUCAGUGUGAAUGUGUGUCACCUAUACAUUCUAACAGAAGGUAACAAUAAUUUAGCAGUAACGUAUUCAGUAUUACUCAUUUUGUAGUGCCAGGGAUCCGACAUGCAAAAGGCCUCAUGAACGCUAAUAAGAGUAUUCCCUAUCUCUGCAGUACACAUGCCUCUUGGUAGCUUUGCGUGUCUUAGAAAUAGUUCAGAAAACUGGCUGUACAAACACAACAAGUCAGUUAACAUUCGUAUUCACAACGGUAAAAUAUGUUAGGUACAGAGAAGCUAUUUUAAAAGGGUGCUUCUUGGGACUCCAGUUCUAGAGGACAGUUUUCCAGGUCCUUUAGGGGACACUAUCAUGAGCUUAGCCACACUAAGAACAAACUUCCCUUGCACGUGGUACCUUGACAAAUGAAAAAUAUUUCUCGUCCAUACCCUUUGGCUUAAAUACGUUCAGCAGAAUGAGGAUAGACGGUGCUUCAGUGUGACAGGUAGUCUUUGUAUGCAUGCAGUGCACUGGACCUCCCGCACAGGUGAGAUGUUACACCGACACUGUACAUAAUUUGAUCUGGGUACUUAUGUCAGCUCUACUUUAAUACAGAGUUAUUUGUUGAUUAUAAAUCAGGACAAAAAUUGUACAUUUAUGAUUUUUUACUCUAAUAUCCCUUAAUUAAAUUGCCAAAAAUUAAAGUGCAAUAUUUUUAAGAACGAAUUUUAGAUUUUUGAUGUUUCUUGAGUAGUAAAAUAAAAUUAGCAAAAGAUUAAUGAUCAA
Messenger RNA from Arvicanthis niloticus (Nile rat), 3613 nucleotides. The record is from RefSeq and is a predicted model, not a curated record. NCBI's taxonomy places the organism in Eukaryota, Metazoa, Chordata, Mammalia, Rodentia, Muridae.